Molecule: messenger RNA, 1530 nt
Organism: Cryptotermes secundus
Lineage: Eukaryota; Metazoa; Arthropoda; Insecta; Blattodea; Kalotermitidae
Product: neuropilin and tolloid-like protein 2
Exons: 5
Source: RefSeq, a predicted model, not a curated record
CAAGGUGUUGGGUGUUUGACGAAUUUGCUCCCGCGUUUCCUGCCCGUGUGUCUGUUGAGUACGUGUUAUUUCGUUUUUCCUUUUUUUUAAUAUGAGCAUUAGAUUUUUAACACAAAGUAAAGGGCAUUCUAUAAAUAAUUUUUAAGAUCUUUUUCUGGAAAGUUCUUUUUGCAGUUUUUGUUUCUAAUCUUUAAAUAUGCGCCAACUGUAGGUGAAAUAACAAAUAUACGAACAAGUUACAAAUGUUUUAGUAACACAAAUUAUGCUGUGCGAAGAAUGAAGCUUCUUUGAAGACAUUUUUGUUUUUUGUAUGUCUUCGUCAUUGAAUUAUAAAUCAGUGAAACAAAUAGUGGUUUGAUUUGGUUUUAGUGUGAAAGAUCUGUGUUGCGUAGCAGAUUUCUGUAUACUUCUGUGCACCCAUGAGCCGUCUUAUUCAAAGUGUAAGAGACUGCAAGACCAAUAAUAUUAACAAGAGCACCGUCAUUUGUUACCAGCUGAAAGCACAAGAUUCUCUGCCACCCAGAAGAAACAAAAGGAAGUUCCACUGUUGGCGUUGUAUUGUUUUGGAAAUAAAUUCCGGAAGUGUAUUAUCUCCACUAGCUCUACUUCCAUUGUUGCAUCCUAGAGGAUUACAUUAUAACAAACUAGAUGCUGGCCGAGCAGUAUCACCCCAAGUCCGUCGCAUCAGGCAUCAAAGCGUCGUCAUAUCUAGUGGCAGCAUAUGUGGCCAUACUUGUAUGCGGAAAUUUCGCCCAAGGUAAAGGAAGCAGCGAUGUCAUGAUCCCCCCCAGACACCGGCCAUAUUUCGAGACGAAACACCUCCCUCCGCAGGAAGCCAGCACGGCCAACGACGUCUCCAUAUACCAUUACGAUACUAGACAUUCAUUGUACCAUGAGGGGCUGACAAAGGAUGUGAACUGGGCAGUCAGUUUUGUGCAAAAGAAAUCCUUGUAUAACGGUCAUGUGAUAUCGCGACGCAGUUCCAAAGACGAUCCACAGACGGAAAAAUGCAAGGAGUUCACUCAGGGAAAUCAAAAGCGAAAGGAAUUCUACUCGCCAAAUUACCCCGGAAACUACCCCAGCAACACUGAAUGCAUCAGAUUGUUAGAAGCCGAACCUGGUCACAUACUGAAGCUGGACUUCAGGAACACUUUCGACGUAGAAUACAGCAACAACUGCACUUAUGACUACCUGGAGGUGCGGGACGGCGGCCAUGGCUAUGACCGCCUUAUCGGCCAGUUCUGUGGCAACAUCUUCCCUGACAUUAUCGGUUCCACUUCGCGGUACCUCUGGCUGCGCUUCAAGUCGGAUGAUACUAUCGAGGGGGCCGGGUUCACUGCCGUGUACGAAUCUAUUCUGCCUUCCAAUGGCGAGAGCCAUGUCGAGAUGCCGGCAUGCCAGAUCUUUCUGUAUGGGUACCAGGGCUGGGUGAACAGCAGCUUGAUAAACACUUCCUACCUAGAGAAGACUAAUCAGUUGGCGAAACCCAUUGACUGCAUGUGGAUUAUCAACGUGACGGUGGGAUGGAAG